Messenger RNA from Camelus dromedarius (Arabian camel), 1759 nucleotides. It is a transcript of the gene ARL13B, whose product is annotated as ADP ribosylation factor like GTPase 13B. Gene Ontology annotation, biological process: non-motile cilium assembly; receptor localization to non-motile cilium. Bases 295 to 1587 code for a protein of 430 amino acids. The transcript is spliced from 10 exons. Gene Ontology annotation, cellular component: motile cilium; non-motile cilium; ciliary membrane. The record is from RefSeq and is a predicted model, not a curated record. Lineage: Eukaryota; Metazoa; Chordata; Mammalia; Artiodactyla; Camelidae. Gene Ontology annotation, molecular function: GTP binding; GTPase activity.
GCGGGGGUUUUCUCUCGCCGGCUCGACUAUCCUUCUCCGGUCGGUGUAACUGCGCUUUUGGCCCGGCUGUGCCCGGGCGAGGAGCGCGGUCGUUGUCCGCUCGCUGGCUGGCGCGGUUAUUGGGCUUGUUGCUUGAACUGACCGCCCUCACCUCCCUCCCGUAGUCUCCUCCGGCCCUACGCCUUAAGGGUGUCUCGGAGCGGUAGCGGCGGCCCCCGGGACUCGGCCUGGGACUGCUAGGGGCCCAUCCCCGCUCCGGGCUCGGAUGGGAGGCGGCGGGAGGAGCGGCCUGGGAUGUUCAGUCUGAUGGCCAAUUGCUGCAGCUGGUUCAAGCGGUGGCGGGAGCCCGUCAGAAAGGUGACUCUUGUGAUGGUGGGACUUGAUAAUGCUGGUAAAACGGCAACAGCAAAGGGAAUCCAAGGAGAGUAUCCUGAAGAUGUAGCUCCUACUGUUGGAUUUUCCAAAAUUGAUCUUAGACAAGGAAAGUUUGAAGUCACCAUCUUUGACCUGGGAGGUGGAAAAAGAAUUCGGGGAAUCUGGAAGAAUUACUAUGCCGAGUCCUAUGGGGUAAUAUUUGUUGUGGAUUCCAGUGAUGAAGAGAGAAUGGAAGAGACAAAAGAGACAAUGUCAGAAGUGCUAAGACAUCCUAGGAUAUCGGGAAAGCCUAUAUUGGUGUUGGCAAAUAAACAAGAUAAGGAAGGGGCUUUAGGAGAAGCUGAUGUGAUUGAAUGUCUAUCUCUGGAAAAACUGGUCAAUGAGCACAAGUGCCUAUGUCAAAUAGAACCUUGUUCAGCAGUCUUGGGAUAUGGAAAGAAAAUUGACAAGUCCAUUAAAAAGGGCCUUUAUUGGCUGCUGCAUAUCAUUGCAAGAGACUUUGAUGCCUUAACUGAACGCAUCCAAAGAGACACAACAGAACAACGAGCUCUUGAGGAACAAGAGAAACGAGAAAGGGCUGAACGAGUACGAAAAUUACGGGAAGAAAGAGAGCAAAGAGAGCGAGAGCAGGCCGAACUCGAUGGCACCAGUGGUCUGGCUGAGUUGGACCCAGAACCGGUUACUGUUAAUCCUUUCCAGCCAAUAGCAUCUGUAAUCAUUGAGAAUGAAAAAAAACUUGAAAGAGAGAAAAAGAGGCAAAAUAUGGAGAAAGACAGUGAUGGCUGUGCUCUGAAACACAAAAUGGAGCAUGAGCAAGAAGAGACACAGAGCCAGAUCAGUGACAGUAGCCAAAAAAACAAUGAGUUUGGAAUAGUAGAAAAUUAUAAGGAGACAUUAACACAGCAGUUGGAGAAUGAAGAUGAGACAGAUCAGCGAUCAUCAGAAUCAGAUAACAGUAGAAAGAAAACUAAGAAACUAAGAAUGAAGAGGAGCCACCGUGUAGAACCUGUUAAAACAGAUGACUCUGCUCCUAAGAGCCCAACACCACCCCCACCUCCUCCUCCUGUUGGCUGGGGAACCCCCAAAGUCACUAGACUUCCAAAACUUGAGCCUCUUGGUGAAACACGUCAUAAUGAUUUCUAUGGGAAGCCACUGCCUCCCCUGGUUGUGCGACAGAGACCUAACAGUGAUGCUCACGACAUCAUCUCGUAACCAGGUCAUACGGUCGCACUCUCUUAAUGUUGGCCGCCUGAACUGGAGGACCUUCUUUCUCCAAGGAGAAAAACCCUGAACAUUGAUGACUGGGGCAGGACACCCUUAGCAGUUUCAGUGAGCCAAAGACCUGACUGAUCUGAUAAUUACUUUUCCAUGUUCUUCAUACUUU